ACCUGCGAAAACCUAGGAACUUUGUUCCAAUGGCGUGGUCAAUAUGAUAAGGCCCGAGAAUAUAUGGAAAAGGCACUCGCUAUCAGUAUAGAAAUUGGCGAUAGGAAUGAAGAAGGAAGAAGCUACAGAAACCUAGGAACUUUGUUCCAAUCGCUUGGUCAAUAUGAUAAAGCCCGAGAAUAUGCGGAGAAAGCACUUGCUAUCAGUAUAGAAAUUGGCAACAGGGGUGGAGAAGGAAAAGACAACGGAAACCUAGGAACAUUGUUCCAUUUGCUUGGUCAAUAUGACAAGGCUAAAGUAUAUUUGGAGGAAAGUUUACGUAUCAGUAAGAGAAUUGGUGACAGGAACGGAGAGGCACUUGUUUAUUCCAACCUUACAAGUUUGUUUCUCUCGCUCGGCAAGUUUGCAAUUGCUGACGACUAUCUAAAGAUGGCAAUGGCAAUAAGAGUGAAUACUGGUGAUAGAAGGGGAGAGGCAGUGGAUUGCAGACAACUCGGGUUCAUCUCGCAUCUGUGUGGUUUAUAUGACAAGGCGCAAGAAUAUCUCGAGAAAGCCCUGGCAAUUCUCAUAGAAAUCGGUGACAGAGAAGGAGUAGUAGUCGAUUACGUAAAUUUGGGAUCGUGCUUCGAAUCCCUCGGUAACUAUGAUAUGGCCGAAGAAUACUUCAAGAAGGCUCUCCUUUUAAGCGGGGAGACUGGACUCAACCUGGAGGAGUUUCAAUGCCUUUGUAAGCUUUCUGUGUUAAAGAUAUCACAAUUUCAUCUUGAAGAAGCCUCUUCGUAUCUUUUUCAAAGCAUCGAAAAAUUCGACACUUUGCGAGGUUCUCUUAAGGAAAACGAUCAGUUUAAAAUAUCCCUUUUAGAGAAGCACGGCACCUUUCCCUACAAGUUGUUCAGUCGGUUGCUUUCUUCCGCCGGGAAGUCAGAAGAAGCCCUUUACGUCGAAGAGCUUAGACGGGCAAGAGGCUUAGCCGACUUGAUGGCCGCUCGAUACUCUGUUCAAGAGCUCAUUUCAGGCAAUCCACAAUCUUGGCGUGGCAUUCAAGAGAUUAUCAGAAGAGAAGCAGACUGUACAUGCCUGUACAUUUCGGUUGGUAAAAAUGAAGUACGGUUUUGGAUUCUCACAGCAAUGGGAGCUAUUAUUUUUUCAGAAAAGACAGUGAGCCUUCAAGCAAACGUUGUGACCGGAUUAGUCCCUGAUUUAGAUGAGUUUUUCAAAGACAGCUUUCGCAGCCUCGCCAUUUUACCCGAACAGAAUUGCGAGGAUCGAUCCCUGAAUGACACCAAACUGAUACCUCUUCACCACGACAACCGAGCAGUCCCGCGUGACCAUGAUGCCAAGGAUUUCAAAACAAAUCUUCACUUGUGUUACAAGAUAAUCAUCGCUCCUGUGGCCAGUUUACUGAAGCAGCCCGAAAUCAUUAUUGUCCCUGACUCCUGCAUGUACCAAGUACCAUUUGCAGCCUUGGCUGACGAAGGAGGCAAGUAUUUAUCAGAGACAUUCAGGAUUCGGAUGGUUCCCUCUCUGACGACUCUCAAGUGUGUUCAAAACAGUCCUCCAGACUAUCACAGUCAGACAGGGGCACUAAUAGUGGGUGACCCUGAGGUUGGAGCUGUUAUCUACAAGGAAAGGCGCAGAACCAUAACACCAUUGCUGUGUGCAAGGAAGGAAGCAGAAAUGAUUGGAAGACUUCUCGGUGUAACGCCUUUGAUUGGAAAUUCCGCGACAAAGCAUGCUGUACUCCAAGCGAUAAACUCAGUGAGCCUCAUACACAUUGCUGCCCAUGGUGAUGCCGAACGAGGGGAGAUGGCUCUUUCUCCUGAGCACCCUACCUUACUCCCACCUUUUCCUCAUGAAGAAGAUUAUCUUUUGACGAUGGCGGAUAUUUCAAAGACCCAGCUGCGAGCUAAACUAGUGGUGCUUAGUUGUUGCCACAGCGCUCGUGGACAGAUUAGAGCCGAGGGAGUCAUUGGAAUCGCCCGAGCGUUCUUAGGAUCCGGCGCUCGCUCGGUGUUAGUGGCACGAUGGGCCCUGGAUGACACAGCCACAGAGCAGUUCAUGACUUGUUUCUACAAACAUUUGUUCUGUGGUGAAAGUGCCACUGAAUCCCUUCNUUUGGCCAGAAAUUGGAUGCGUCAUAACGGCUUUGACAAAGUCUCUCAAUGGGCACCCUUUAUGCUCAUGGGCGAUAACGUGACAUUUGAUUUUGCAAAUUGGCCGGUGUCCACCGCACCUCAAGAGCCUGUAGCGGAAUGAACUGACCUAGCAAAGCUCGUAACCAUUUAAUUGCUAGCCGUCUGUGAAGGACAACUCGGAUCAACACAUAGAAAAGCAUUUCUAUGCGCAGCUCGUUGGACUUCUAAGUUUAAUAAUCUGAGACAAAACAGCGUAUAGUGUACUCUUUAUAAGAGUUUAGAAGUAAAAAAACUUCAAGAGCCAACUUUGUUUUUAGUCAAUAGUUCAACAGACAAGCCAAGCAAAUUGCGACUAACGCGAUUAAUUGGUCUAGCAAAGGAAAUUUCAAUAAUGUCUUUUCAAAGGCGCUUUUAUCAUACAUGAGUAUUAGGAGUAAGAAUCAAAGCCACGGAAGUCGGAUAAGGAUUAACGAGAGGCUGGGAGUGGACUCAUUUGUAUCAAUUCAUUGCUCAGGGGAUCCACUGUCAGGAAAAUUUUACGGUACUUUUUUACACUUUUCUU
Molecule: messenger RNA, 2697 nt
Organism: Stylophora pistillata
Lineage: Eukaryota; Metazoa; Cnidaria; Anthozoa; Scleractinia; Pocilloporidae
Molecular function (GO): protein binding
Source: RefSeq, a predicted model, not a curated record